AACCAAAGCCCAAAGGCGGGUCUUUCUCUAUCACACUUUCACUUCACUCCCCCUCCUUCCCUCUCAGCCUAGGGUUUUAAAGACUGGGGGUUUAGUAUUUUUUUUUUUUUUUUUUUCUUUCAAUUCCAUCCCCCAAUUCCCAAAUCAAAACCCAGAAAACACUUUCUCAUUCAAAACCCAAAAAAAAAAAAAAAAAACACAACAUGGCGUUUUCAAUGUUUUCUACUCCACAGCAACCACAACAACAACAAUCGCUGUUUCAACCUCAAACUCAGUCUUUUCAACAAAGUAGUCCAUUCUUUCCUCAACAACAACAACAACAGCAACAACAACAGCUACAACUGUUUCAACCACAACAGCAGCAGCAACAACAACAGCAACUGUUUCAACCACAGCAGCAACAACAACAACAACAGCAGCAGCAGCAGCAGCAACAGCAACAACAGCAGCGGCAUUUGUUUCUCUUCACUAACGAUAAAACUCCGGCGAAUUAUAGUACCAAGUGGUCGGAUCUCCAUCCUGAGUCCCAGAAAAUUCUCCUCCAGAUCGAGGAGCGGAUAUUGGGGUAUAGAGAUGAGAGCCAGAGGCUAGAUCAAUGUAAUCGUCUUUAUGAUUCUUCGGUUUCCAAUGAUGGGUUUGAACUUGAUGCAAGCCAUAUUGUUCAGGAACUGGGGGGAAUUAGUACUGCCAUGGAACGACAGAAAGCUCUGCUGCAGGAGCUGAUGUCUGUUGUGAAAGAUAUGUUACGGAACACGGAGGUUGCUGUUCGUUCUUUCAUGAUGCUACGCCCAAGGUUCCUUCAUCCAAAUUCUGGAGGUGCUUCAAAUGCCACUGUACCAUCACAAGCUCCAGGAGCAACAGGACCAUCUGGUUCAAGUAGUCAAAUGGCAGCAAACUCUAUAGUGCCAGUUUUUGAUUUCUACAGCGGGGUUCCAAGAAAACCAUCUCCUUUUUUACAGCAGACAGUUUCUAGAUUUGAGAAGUAUCUUGGUGAGUGCCGCCAGUGGGUUGAAGAGUUAGAGCAGCUUCUUCUCUUAGAUUCUGAUAGAAACUCUUCCAAUUUUCGAUCCUCCUUGAUACUGUCUCUUCCAAAAGUCAUGUCAAAUGUGCAUGACUUUUUUGUUCAUGUGGCUGCUAAGGUGGAGAGUAUUCAUCAGUACAUUGAAUCCAUGAAAGCAGCUUAUCUUGCUGACCAGCGCCGUCGAGGGGAUGGGAAUGAUCCGUUCCUUGAGGCUGAUCGGCGUGAAACAGCAAGACAAGAAGCUGCUGCUAAAAGGGUACAUCCAACUUUGAAUUUGCCUGCAAAUUCACAACCAUCGACACAAGUUGCAGGGUUGCUUACAAACUCAGGAACUCAGGGGACAUCAUCAACUGCACAACAGACAUCUGCAGCCACAACAUUUGCUUCUUCUGGGAGUGGGUUGUCACUUUUCGGUACACCUGCUUCUGCCCCUUCUUCUGUGCCAUCUUCUCUGUUUGCAACACCAAGCACUUCUGCUCCGGUAUCCUCUCUAUUUGGAGCAUCUGGUGCUACACCACAGUCAUCACUUUUUGGAUCCUCAUCAGCUUCUUUGUUUGGGUCUGCUUCAACUCCCUCAUUGUUUGGGACUGCUGUUCCAUCCUUUGGUUCAACUCCUCCUCCUGGAGGUUCACUAUUUUCAACACCAUUUGCUUCAGGUGCUGCAACAGGCUCUGGGGCUAGCUUUGGGGCUGCGACGAAAUCAUCAAAGACAAAAUCUCGAACUAAUCGACGGUAGCCACAGUGGCUUUGGGUUAUGAAAUCUGGAGGAAACCUCUUGUAUUUCUGAAGAUAUUAGCAUAUUUUUAUGUUCAGAAGCCUUUUCUUAGCUCUCCACUUUUCGUAAAUGUGGUUUAUUAUGCUGUGGAGUUUGUGUUUCUACAAAGAUUUCUCACUCAGUUGAGGAUCGCAUAUUGAAUGCUUCUGUAUCAUGACAUCCCAAUGCUGUGCUAAUCCCUUGUGUUUCUAAUAUUGUCAGUGAGAUGCUGGGAGAUCCAUGUUACUGUAACAUUGUAGGGUACAAUCUUAGAUAAAAUGUCUGGAUGUGGACUCUCAUGAAAAAGAUGUAGUUCAUUUGUUGAGAUAUUAGAAUGUGUCGAAUAAACUAUUCAUCUGUUGUCUUGCUUUGACUUUGCUGGAUGAGUCCUGUCAAUGCCAAUCAUGUACUUUAAACAGUUUCAGUUGAUAGAACCUCUAUUUGACAUGUAUUCAACACUCACAACUUGUGUA
This is a messenger RNA of Quercus robur (English oak), 2248 nucleotides long. Its product is annotated as nuclear pore complex protein NUP58. Gene Ontology annotation, cellular component: nuclear pore. The transcript is spliced from 6 exons. The record is from RefSeq and is a predicted model, not a curated record. The coding region runs from base 204 to 1757 and encodes 517 amino acids. Gene Ontology annotation, biological process: nucleocytoplasmic transport. Lineage: Eukaryota; Viridiplantae; Streptophyta; Magnoliopsida; Fagales; Fagaceae. Gene Ontology annotation, molecular function: structural constituent of nuclear pore.